UGAAUACGUGUAAAGAUAAUAUUUUGAUUUUUAAUAACUAUUUACAUUGGCUUACUAAAAUAAAUAAUUUAAAUAAAAAUAUAUACAAUUUAUACCGUAUACUUAAUCGUAAAGUUGUACUAUACAGUACGAGAGACAAAUUUUCGCGAUAAAGUGUUCGAAACGUCAGUGAAAAAAUUGUCUACUACAAUUUUUUAAGUCAGUUUUGAAGUAUAAUAUACCAUCAAUAAGAUCACCACCUAUGGAUUGAACAUAUUAUUUAGGUAUGGAUGAUUCUAGCAGACCGGUUGAAGUUCAGUCAAAUGGUACUGAUGAGCGCGAAAAGACGACCGACGAACUGAAAACAUGUCAAACAGUUAACGGAGAAAGACAGUUGUCGAACAGUUUGUCAAGUCGACAAUGUUAUCCUGGAAAAACAAUGCACGUGAUAACACCUGGGUCAAAAACAUACCAUUCUAUUAAAAAGUCACCCGACAAAGAACCAAAAUUUGUGCCCUACGAACCCUACAAGGCGGCCGUACGUUCAAUUGUGCCCGAAUUGACUCAACCGAUAGUAUUCAAGAGACGACUGUCAACUACAUCUACUUGCAGUAAAGCAUCCAACACGGUCGAAGAAGAUGUGCUAGUCAAACUAGUUACGGAAAAACAAACUCUUGAAAACGAUGUGCGUACACUCAAAGAACAAUUGAAAAUUAUGGAACAACAAAUGGGGUCUCAAGCGCAAAUAAAUAAUGAACUUAAAACUAUGCUCGUAGCAUCGAUCGGAGAAGACGUUGAAGCUAAAAUACAGAUGUUAACGGAAGAUAAGGUGCUGUUAGCACAUAAACUUCUUAACUACACAGGCGCAUUAGCUGGUCGUCAAGACCAAUUAGAAACUGUUGCGGGCGAAAGAGAUGUUUUACGGAGCAAGUUUUUAGCCGGCAGUUUAAUAAUUGAAGACUUAUCUAAAUGGAAAUCUUUCCUAUGCAAUCGUGUAGACGAUUUAGAAGCUGUACUGCAAUCUGUAUUAGACGAGAAUAGAAAAAAUAGACAUCUUCUGAAAUCGGCUCACGAGAAUUUGAGGCUUUUACAAAAUGAAUAUAAACUAGAAACUCUUACCAAACAAAAACCACUCAAUAGUACAACUAUAGCUGAAGACAUUAAUAGGAUAUCGUUCAUUCUUAAACGACAUCUUAUAAAAUCUCCAGCUCAAGAACUUCAAGUCCACGCUGCUGUCCACCAAACCGAGGCUGAAUCUCGGGCCCAACAGCUGUUAGGACAAUCGUUACCUAGAGAACAAAUGAAUAACGUUGACGCUACGUGUAAUGCCAUAAUGGAAGCGUCACAAGCCUUAGAGUCGAAUAUACAGCUGUGCUGCAUGCAUUGUACAGGCAGUGUAAAAUAUGUGUGAACUAUUACUUGUAAAAUCUUUGUUAAUUUUUGUGAAUAAUAUAUUUUUGAGCAAUAAUAGAUUUAUUAUACAAUUA
Messenger RNA from Adelges cooleyi (spruce gall adelgid), 1466 nucleotides. RefSeq names its product golgin-45. The coding region runs from base 266 to 1390 and encodes 374 amino acids. Gene Ontology annotation, biological process: Golgi to plasma membrane protein transport; Golgi organization. The transcript is spliced from 5 exons. Gene Ontology annotation, cellular component: Golgi membrane. The record is from RefSeq and is a predicted model, not a curated record. NCBI's taxonomy places the organism in Eukaryota, Metazoa, Arthropoda, Insecta, Hemiptera, Adelgidae.